AUGCGAGCUCUUGCUUUCCUUUUGCUCUUCACUUGGCUAUUCGGUGCAUCAGCAACGAUUCUUGAGAAUGGCCAGGCGCGGUUGAACCCGUAUCCGGGGCAAACCGAGGUCAUUACGUUAGACAAAAAGACAUGGAGGACCUACAAGCCUGGUGUAAAGGAGAUUUCCUACAAGGGCAGAUGGGAUGAUAAGGCUCCUGGAUUCAAGCUUGCAUUCACUGGUGAAAGGCUCGCCUUGUCCUUUGGCCAAUACACCAGUCAAGGGGUCCUCGUGGCAUACAGACUGGGUGGCCAGGACUGGCAAUUCUCCAAUGUCACUGCCAAUGCCACAUAUCAAUUCAUUGGCCCUACCACGACGGGGCUCAAUCUCACUAAAGCUGGCGACAUAAGGACCUUUGAACUGAGAGACAGCAGGAAUUUACUGACAACACGCACGAUCCAGUUGGCCGGUGUAUCCGUUGCGGCAGAUGCAAAGAUCUCCAGGGUCCCCGAGUACCCGAGGAUGGUGGAAAUCAUCGGAGACUCGUUGAGCUCCGGUGACUACGCGACAUACGAGGGACUAUCCUCAUGGGCGUACGAUUUUGCAGCAGGACUCGGAAACGUAGAAUACUCCAUUACUGUGCGUUCUCUCCCUCAUCUGCUACAUCCAAUACUGACCAACAAGGCCUAUCCCGGUAUCUGCCUCCACGAUCAGAAUUGCUGGGGGAAUCCCCGCGGUCAGGCCUACCAAUGGUACCGCACUUCCGACACCUCCUGGCGCGCACACGAGAUCUACGGCGACAAUCCACCCAGGUGGAACUUUGCAGCUCAACGCCCAGCCGAUCUGGUGGUCAUCAACAUUGGCACAAACGACAACAACCCGACGAACAAUGUCUCCAGCAUAGACUAUUACAACGACUAUGUCAACCUCGUGGGCAACAUCCACAAGAUCUGGCCAAAGGCCAAUAUCGUUCUCAUGUCGCUAUGGGGCGGUUUCGGAGCUUCGGGGGAUACAUACGUGCAGGGCCCUAUAUGGGUGGAUGAGAUCAAGCGGGUUUACCAGCAUUACGAGAAGCAGGGAUUCAUCCAUUAUUUCGACACGACGGGGAUCCUGCAGCACAACGAUAUCGCGCCGCAGUGGCAUCCAACUGAUGUUGGGCACAUCAAGAUCGCCGCGCAUCUAAUGCAGUGGGUCAAGUUGAAGUUUGGGUGGGAGUUUGGGGCUACCGGGCCUGAGGUGCAUCAUGGGACGUUGUACUGGAAUGAUCAGGCGAAUUACUAG
Molecule: messenger RNA, 1260 nt
Organism: Aspergillus lentulus
Lineage: Eukaryota; Fungi; Ascomycota; Eurotiomycetes; Eurotiales; Aspergillaceae
Source: RefSeq, a predicted model, not a curated record